AGCCUGGCAGACAGUGCUGUGGCAGGCGAAGAUGCGGGCUUACUUGCUGCAGCCCUCACGCUGGCUGAGAAACCACCUCCUCGCCAGCCGACCGGCUGGGAACCCCUGCACGUCAGUGUUUCUUGCGGCGGGAGGAGGACGUGGGCUUCACUGCCGGGCCAAAAUGCGCAGCCAGGGGAGCAGGCGGAGAACGGCGACGAAGGGGACCUGUCCCCGGACACAGAAUCGCCAACCUGGAUCCAUCAUAAGCCGACUGCGGCACCGACAGCCCCGCAGAACGGUGCAACAACUUCUCCGCCUCCCGAGACAGGAAGGCAAAGAGGUCCAUGGAGCUAGCCCGAUGCUCAGGCUUAACGUGCAAAAAUGAGGCUUUCAUUAGUUCUUCUCAUCACCAUCUCAGCUGUAUUUGGUGGGAGUCUGGCCUUUAGAAUCGUUGUCUUCCCAAGGGGAACCAGCAACAGUUAUGUGGAGAUGACCCCUGAGAAACCCCUCACUCUGAAGGCUUUCACACUGUGCAUGCGUGUGGCCACAGAGCUCAACGGCGAGAGAGAAAUCAUCCUGUUUGCAUAUCGAACACCUGACUAUGACGAGCUGAAUGUGUGGCGAGAGCUGGACGGAAGGCUCUCCUUCUACCUGAGUGGAAGUGGAGUUCUGUUCCAAGUCCCUGACCUCGGCUCGCUACAGAAUCAUCUGUGCUUCACCUGGGAUUCCAGCUCAGGUGCUGCAGCCCUCUUCAUGAACGGCAGAAAAAGUGUGACCAAAAUCUAUAGGAAGGCUCACACUAUCCAGCCAGGAGGCCGGGUUUUAAUCGGCCAGGAUCCUGACAAUUAUCUGGGUGGCUUUGAUGCAAAGCAGAGUUUUGUUGGAGAGAUUUCUGACGUGAACUUGUGGGACUCUGUCCUGUCAGACGCUGAAGUCCAAAACCUGUUUCAUCAGAGAACAACACACAAAGGAAAUGUGAUUGACUGGGAAACUUCAGAUCUUACACCAACUGGAGAGGUGGAGGUUAUUAAUGUUAAUCCAUAGCCCAAUUAUUUCUACAUGCAUAAAAAAACUUUGUUUUCUUUGGGCAAAUAAAAUUCAUCCUGAAGUCUU
Molecule: messenger RNA, 1095 nt
Organism: Girardinichthys multiradiatus
Lineage: Eukaryota; Metazoa; Chordata; Actinopteri; Cyprinodontiformes; Goodeidae
Product: pentraxin fusion protein-like
Exons: 4
Coding region: 364-1026 (220 amino acids)
Source: RefSeq, a predicted model, not a curated record